Molecule: messenger RNA, 810 nt
Organism: Exophiala bonariae
Lineage: Eukaryota; Fungi; Ascomycota; Eurotiomycetes; Chaetothyriales; Herpotrichiellaceae
Exons: 1
Coding region: 1-810 (269 amino acids)
Source: RefSeq, a predicted model, not a curated record
AUGAAUUACAAUUAUGUGCCCAAGCCUGAGUCGUCAGUGCUAGACCACCUACUAUCGGCCCUAGGAACUCUACAACCAUUCUCGCCUCUCAUGAGUGGGAGACCCGCGAUCGACGAACUCCUCCUGGGGCCACAAAGGUCUGGCAUGCACAGCCCAAGUCUGAACAGCGGCCGGCUCCACCACCUUCCAGUAGACGACACAGAGAAGGCGCGUUCAGUGUUUCUGACUCUCCACGUCUUGUUCCCGCACCAUCUGCUGCCGGCACUGGAUCUGCUGGAUCGAGGGCUUGUCACCCGUUUGAUGCCCAAGUCCUCAGGGUCGGCGGCAUCACAAAGUCAAGGACCAUCAUGGGAAGUCUACUACGUCCAGUCAAGCAGUGCCUUGACAUCGAAGCCGAGUCCACGACGCAAGAAACCAAGUGUGUUGGCGAUUUUCUACGAGGUUCGCCUGGAUUCAUGGAAUUGCAGCUGUCCGGCUUUCAGUGUUGAUGCAUUUCAAGGGUUGAUGGAUCAAUAUGAGAAUGAUGAAGAGCCGGUCGAUGGGAGUACUGUGCUACCGACGACGGAGCAGCUGGGGCAGCUUGACUUUAAUCCACCUAGGGAAGACGAAACUGAGGAAGCAGGGGGGCGGGUGGGAGGGACGACAACCUUUGCAAUACCUGGUGGGACACCUGUUUGCAAGCAUAUCCUUGCUGCGACACUGGCCAAGGUCGCUCCGAAUUUGUUUAGCACAGGUGUGACGGAGACGACGGCCUCGCGCGAACAGCUUGCUGGGUGGGGAGCGGGCUGGGGCGAGUUUGGAUAUGGUUGA